Capsella rubella is the source of this 570-nucleotide messenger RNA. RefSeq names its product SKP1-like protein 16. Bases 1 to 570 code for a protein of 189 amino acids. The record is from RefSeq and is a predicted model, not a curated record. Gene Ontology annotation, biological process: SCF-dependent proteasomal ubiquitin-dependent protein catabolic process. The transcript has a single exon. Gene Ontology annotation, molecular function: cullin family protein binding. Gene Ontology annotation, cellular component: nucleus; cytoplasm. Lineage: Eukaryota; Viridiplantae; Streptophyta; Magnoliopsida; Brassicales; Brassicaceae.
AUGUCUUCCCAAAAGAUUGUGUUGGUGAGUUCUGAUGGCGAGACUUUCGAAGUUGAGGAAGCGGUGGCGAGAAAACUUCAGAUCGUAGGACACAUGAUCGACGACGACUGUGCCCAUAAACCAAUCCCGCUUCAAAACGUUACUGGAAAGAUCCUCCCCAUGGUUGUCGAGUAUUGCAAAACACACGUCAACGAUGUAGAUGAUGCUGCUGAUGAUAAAGAAGACAGCGAGGAAGACAAGAAGAAGAAGAAGAAAGCUGAUGCUGCUUCAGCCUCUGGAGAUGAUCAUAUUCAUACCGACAAGAAGCUCGAGGAGGUCGAGGCUUUUGACAAAGGCUUCUUGCAGGAUUUAGAUUUGGAAACCGUCUUCCAAGUCAUUCUCGCUGCUAACUAUCUCAACGUGAAAGGACUUCUUGAUCUCACUUGUCAGAACGUUGCUGAUCACAUCAAAGACAUGUCUGUAGAGCAAGUUAGAGAAAUCUUUGGCAUCCAGAACGAUUUCACUGAGGAAGAAGAGAAAACGAUUCGAGCGGAGAACGCAUGGGCUUUUGAGGAUGUUGCACAACCCUAA